This is a messenger RNA of Oppiella nova, 255 nucleotides long. The record is from the annotation of a GenBank genome assembly. NCBI's taxonomy places the organism in Eukaryota, Metazoa, Arthropoda, Arachnida, Sarcoptiformes, Oppiidae.
AUGUACACUAAGUUUGAUUGGAGUCAAACGGAUCCCAAGAGUGACGAGUUCUGUGGCCACAGACUCGAUGCCAUCGACUAUAUACUGGUCUCCGAUUGUCUCUAUUAUGAACAGAGUGUUCAACACCUAUACGACACAAUCGAGUGGUUGUCCUCAAAAGGGGCACAGGUUUUGCUGUCAUACGAGGACAGGGAUGACAAACAGCCAUUGAUUGAUAAAAUAUUCUUUGAGCGCAGAAUCGGACAACAAGUAUAA